AUGAACGCUUCUAAUCAGGAAGUUGGGCAAGACCCGAAGAGAAUUCCUACAAUUCAAGAGAUGGAAAGUUGGGACGAUGAGCAAUUGCUCGAAUGGAUCAAGAAUAUACAACCGAAAAUUUUCCGCGAUAACAACGACGUUUUGACAUUCAAAGCGGCAAGAAUUAGUGGCUCUACCUUCUUGGAUUAUGCUGGGGAUACAGACUUCUUCAGCAAAACUCAACUGCCCCUCGGAGUCUAUGGUGCUCUUGCAUCCCUUGCAAAAAAAGUUAAGAAACAGAACGAUCAAUCGAACCAGACAGCUGGCCAAAAGAGGAAAGGGGAUAACAAAAAGAGGAGGAAGGACGAUGAAACCGUCACACAGGAAUCACCGACCAGCAAGUCUCCGAAAAGAAUGCGUCUGGAACGAGGUCAAAAUCAGCACCACGAUAACAAUGAUGGCGACAACGACCAAAGACAAAAUAUUAAUCUACUACCAGAAGAGAUCAAGGAUAUUCGGAAUAGAAGGCAGGCAAUUAAGAAGAUCAUCACAGGUCUCGAUACGAAAUAUUCUCACGAGAACUCUGCUUCUCCUGAUUCCGAGUUUGCUCUGCCUGGAGCCGUCGCCCUACUUUCCGAUCCUCAGCACGAACAUAGACUUCUAUUUCCAAUGACCAUUUUGAAGACGCCUACUCGAUUUGCGAUCACCAAGGAAGGCGUUUGGCAGUAUGUGGGAAGAGAGAUAUUUCCAGAACUUCUACGUCAGCUCAAAACCGCUCGUGAGGCGAGUCCGUACUCAAACCUCUGGGUCUACGGAACCAGAGGCUAUGGGAAAUCUCACCUUCUAGCAGCACUCGUCUGUUACCUGUCAGCCCUAGAGAACCGGGUUAUAUACAUCCCGGAUUGUCGUAUAUGCCUUGAGGAUCCUCUUCUGUACUUUCAAGCAGCAUUGUUGUUCGCCUUUACCGACAAGGCGGCACAGGACGAGAUCGUGACGCUGGACACGAAGGAGAAGAUACGAAUAUUCUUGGGGCGGCAGAGGAAUGUCAUCUUCGUCAUUGAUCAGAUGAACGCAUUGUGCGAAAAGGAGGGCGAACCCCAGCACACACGUUCGGCCAAGGGCGAUCUCUCAGACUGGAUAAAUCGUCUGAUAGCACGUCACACAGCAGUUCUCAGCUCGUCAGCCAAUAACCAGGACUACCUCAGGGGGCAAAUUUUGGAGAAUAGUAACUUCACCAUGCUUGUUUAUGGCGGCUUGACCGAGACGGAAAUGAAGUGCUGGUGGGAUCGUCACUCCGACUUGAGUCUGGAAGACAAGGCCAAAGAAAACUUUGAAGACCUCACGGGCCGCAUCCCUUUGCUGUUGAACGAGUGUGUGGUACGUGGAAAGAUUAACCUUUCACCACUCCAGAAAGUCGCGGACAAAGCCGUGAUAUUCACCGACGGUGUCAAACUGAAAACGCUGAAUGAGGGUAAUGAUGUCCGAUGGACUAGGUAUUGCGAGUUCGUGAACGCUUGCUUUCUCGGCCUUCGCGUGCAGACUGUCAUUUUCCAGACACCCGACCUCGUCGACUAUCGUUUUUUCUUCGGGCGCGAAGAACGACACGAAGACGAACUCGAUGACGGAAGCGAAGACGAAGUCAAUGGCAGACGCACAUAUGUCACUGGUGGCUGUUCUUGCGGUGUGGUCCGCGAAGCAGUAGCAAAUGCCCUCGUCCAAUAUCAACAAUGCCAAGUUUCUGGAUGCAAUGUCGACAUUUUAUAA
This is a messenger RNA of Rhinocladiella mackenziei CBS 650.93, 1743 nucleotides long. RefSeq lists its product as uncharacterized. Bases 1 to 1743 code for a protein of 580 amino acids. The transcript is spliced from 5 exons. Lineage: Eukaryota; Fungi; Ascomycota; Eurotiomycetes; Chaetothyriales; Herpotrichiellaceae. The record is from RefSeq and is a predicted model, not a curated record.